AUGAGAUUCUCUUUGGGCUGCUCCUUCUCUAGUUCUGAAAUCAAGUUUUCCUGGUCUCAUUGUCAGAAAUUCUCCCUUAUCUUAUCACAACGCAGCACGCACAGGGAUGAGGAUGAUUGUACGACACCCCUGGCUAUACCGUUGCUCGGAAAGCAACAGAGCCACCUGGGCACGUGCGUGACACUCACCUGUUCAUACUCUCCAGGCCCGAGAGAGCCGCGGUCCCCUUGCAAGUUCGGAAUCGUUCCUCCGGGACCGCUAACCCUCCCACGCUGCGCAGCCCAGUCUGCGGGGGGGCGUUUCCCAGCUGCUGGGCUGCGAUCGCGGGUGGGAGCGGCGGCAGCUGCGGCAAGUGCUGGCGGAGCGGCCAGGAUCUCCUCGCCGCCACUCGCUCCGACUAGCGGCCGAGGGACUGCGGCAGGACGCGAGCUCAGCCGGGAGAGGCCGCCAGGAUGCUGCAGUGCGGCGCUCGGGCGCCCCCUACCGGGGCCAGCGCCCGGCUCUUCCCGCGAGGCCGCCCCCGGCUGGUGUUCUUAGCAAGAUACCAGGUGGCCUCCAGAAAACCACCGCAUAGAGU
Balaenoptera ricei (Rice's whale) is the source of this 577-nucleotide messenger RNA. RefSeq lists its product as uncharacterized. Lineage: Eukaryota; Metazoa; Chordata; Mammalia; Artiodactyla; Balaenopteridae. The coding region runs from base 1 to 537 and encodes 178 amino acids. The record is from RefSeq and is a predicted model, not a curated record. The transcript has 3 exons.